AUGGCAGACAAACUAGCAAACAUCGGUCAGGUUUCCGACCGACUGUUCGAUGUAAUUAUCAUCGGUGGUGGAACUGCCGGAUUAUGUUUGGCUUCUAGGCUGACAGAACAUGCGCAAUGUUCAGUACUGAUCCUCGAAGCCGGGAAGGCUCAUUUCAACGAUCCAGUCGUUCUCACUCCCGCCGCAUGGCUCAAGCAGAUAAUGGUCCCUGAGUACGACUGGGCCUUUAAGACUACUCCUCAAGCCAAACUGGGUAAUACGACGGGUAUUUGGAACCGAGGAAAGGGACUCGGUGGGAGUUCUGCGAUGAAUUUUCUAGCUUGGAAUCGUCCUCAACGUGAGGAUAUCGACGCGUUGGAGAAACUAGGCAAUGUUGGCUGGAGCUGGGAUACGUUCUACAAGUAUUCAAAGAAAGCAGAAAGCAAGACAACACGCCGCUGUGGCGUCUGGAAGCCCCUGGAGUGGCUGAGCUCUCUGGAGAGCUGGAGCCAGCUCGUCCAGACAUGGGCACUUUCACCCAGCGUCUCCAGAUACCAUACGUCAUCACCGCCGUCGAAUGCCCUUCUCGUCAGAGAUGAAGUCAAACACUACCACUGCACACUCCAGGUCAUCAAGUCUGCAGGCCGCUACACAGCAAUCUCGCACGACGAUACAGCUGGAGCAUGUACGUUGACGGUACCUUUUUAUAUGAUAUUCACUCUAUCAAAAGAGCUGUCCCUGCAACAGCAGACUCAUGUGCCACUCAUGAAGUCCAUCCUUUCUGGGCCGUCGUACCGCUUCAUUGCACCCUCCGAAGUGCCUGAUGGUCCCUACGUGGAUCGGUACAAUGCUGACUCGGUUGGGCAAGAUGGUCCCGUCAUCGUCUCUUUCCCCAAGUCCGUGACCGGCGUCGAGUAUGCUUUCCAACAGAGCUUUGACAAAUACGGUAUGAGCGGAAAUACUGCUGGAACUUGGAAGUCGACAUCGGUGAUCGAUCCGAGCACCAAUAUGCGCUCCUAUUCUGUCUCCGGUUAUCUGUUACCAGUCAUGGAUCGGCCGAACUUGGCUGUACUCACUGAGGCAUAUGUUCUGAAGAUUACGACCACCAAGAAGCAUGGUCUCAUCUGGUCUCAUCACCGCCACUGGUGUAGAAUUCGAACACGGAGGAACGGUAUAUCAGUUUCACGCCCAGUCGUCAAAUCUCCUCAAAUUUUGGAGCUGAGUGGCAUUGGAGACGAGCGUAUUCUGGACUCGUUUGGUAUCCCGGUUCAGCAUCAUCUACCGUCGGUCGGUAAUACCAACGUCCAGGAGCACCUAUCUCACGGUGGUCUUAUAUUCGAGAUGCGUGAAGAUGCUGGAAUCGCUACGCUGGAUAGCUUGAGAAACCCGGAAAUUGCGGCGAAGGCUAUGGGAAAAUUUCCUUUGAUCCAAUUUCCUCUCUCCCUUGUAUUUUCUGGAUUGUCAUUCCUUCCGAUUGAUCAGUUCUCGGAAAAUUCAGCCGGUAUAAUCGAGAAGCAGGCCGCAAAACUCGCAGAAGACACGACCGAGAGAUCCCCGGGCUUGAAGGAGCAAUGGCAACUGCAACUAGAAGCCUUAAGGGACCCUAAUGUUCCUGACUGCGAAGCUAUAUUUUUUCCUUUUUUCGUCGUCAAACUGCUCUUCAUAACUAUUCUACCUACUCUUAGCCAUCCGUGGUCCAGGGGCACAGUUCACAUUGGGUCUGCUGAUCCUCGUGGCCCUCCUGUAAUUGAUCCUCACUAUCUCGAAGAAGAAAUAGACCUGGACAUACUCGUAGAAAUGUUUAAGUUUGUUCGCAAAGUGGCCCACACUAGUCCGUUUUCGGAGCUCACCGUCGCAGAAGUUCUCCCUGGCCCCGAGAUUCGAUCAGAAGAGGACGUUCGAGCCCAUGUCGCUAGUAGCCUUUCCACCACUUGGCGAAGCUUAUCUAUGCUGCCUGAGAACAAGGGAGGCGUUGUUGAUUCUUCGUUGAAGGUUUACGGCGGUACAUCGAACAUUCGUGUUGUUGAUCUCUCGAUCACGCCCCUCCAGAUUGCGGUUCACACUCAAGCUGCGGUGUAUGCAAUUGCGGAACAAGCCGCGGACAUCGUGAAUGCCGAGCUCCGUCUGAAGUGA
Messenger RNA from Stereum hirsutum FP-91666 SS1, 2112 nucleotides. Its product is annotated as alcohol oxidase. Bases 1 to 2112 code for a protein of 703 amino acids. Gene Ontology annotation, molecular function: oxidoreductase activity, acting on CH-OH group of donors; flavin adenine dinucleotide binding. NCBI's taxonomy places the organism in Eukaryota, Fungi, Basidiomycota, Agaricomycetes, Russulales, Stereaceae. The transcript is spliced from 26 exons. The record is from RefSeq and is a predicted model, not a curated record.